Messenger RNA from Lathyrus sativus (Indian pea), 360 nucleotides. The record is from the annotation of a GenBank genome assembly. Lineage: Eukaryota; Viridiplantae; Streptophyta; Magnoliopsida; Fabales; Fabaceae.
AUGGAUUUAGUAUAUGUCCCAGUUGUUGGAGGUGUUUACACUUGGUUUAGUGGGUCGGGGAAAGCUAUGAGCAGAAUUGAAAUUUUUGUGCUUUCGGAGGGUGUGAUAUCUAGAUGGGAUAUUUUGGGUCAACGUGUGAGGAAAAAAGAUAUCUCAGAUCAUUGUCCAAUAUGGAUUAAGGCUGGUGUUAGAGAUUGGGGUCUGAAACCAUUUAGAUUUAACACUUGUUGGGUGAAGCACGAGGAUUUUAUGAGUUUUGUGAAAGUUGAAUGGGAAUCUAUUUUGGUGUCAGGGAGAUGCGAUUACAUUCUCAAAGAGAAGUUGAAGGCUUUGAAAGGGAGAUUGAAAAGGUGGAAUUAA